Messenger RNA from Scatophagus argus, 951 nucleotides. RefSeq lists its product as uncharacterized. The record is from RefSeq and is a predicted model, not a curated record. NCBI's taxonomy places the organism in Eukaryota, Metazoa, Chordata, Actinopteri, Scatophagidae. The coding region runs from base 151 to 786 and encodes 211 amino acids. The transcript has 8 exons.
CUCUAACCAUAGCCUCAUUUGCCACCAGCACAGCAGUUGUUUUACCAUCCUGGUAAUAAAGAUAAUACUGUAUUUAACAAAUAAGAGAAUAUGUAAGUAUUUUCCUGUCGUUUUUACAGGAGUCUUACAUGAAAGGAAUUUACGCAGGAAAUGGAGGCAAAGCAGCUGAGAAGCAAUGUCGAGGCCCUUAUUGGUGAUUACAUUGGGCAAAAACUCAGAGAAAAGUCUUUCGAUCCAAUGGGGAAGGGGAGCUCCACUAUGCUGGAUGACCUGGCUCACUAUGACCUUGCCAUUUGUGUUGCCCUUUGGUGGUUGGACACAGAAGAAGGACGAGAUGUGCUCGACAGCGACAUCAUUGGAGGAACAAGCUGCUCAGGAAGUGCCCAGUACCCUAAUCGCUUAGAACGGGAGGCAAUGAUCCUGUCGUCUUUUGCCAGGAUACUUAUGAAUAGCCUCCCAGUGGAUGAAAUCUUGGCUCUGUACAGGUGUAAACCAGCUGCCUCAUACCCCAACCAGCAAUCCAAGGGUACAAUCGUCUAUCCCUUAACUCUAUCCUACCAUCCGUUCGCCAUGCUUGGCUCUUACAAGGCUGUGCAGCACUCCAGGAAACACAGUCUAAAGUUGAAAAGAUGGCUGUCUGAGAGGGUGAAGGCUAAUGCGCCACCUGCACGAGUCACAGUGCAGCCCUCGUCUUCGUCCUCCUCGUCUCACUCCUUCCUGAGCGACAGCGAUGAUUACCACGAGAAGAGAGCUGAGCACUAUAAGGCCUCACAAGAGUCUCUGUAGGACUGAAGUUUGGUUUUGUCCUCAUGAUGACUUGAUAUUUCUAUCUCCAGUAAAAUGUGUCUGAGUGCUGCAGUUUCCCACUUCUGCUGUCUUUCAGUGUUCACUGUGUAUUGUCACACUGACAGUCUUUUCAGCGUUUGGAUGCAGGUAAUAAACAAGCGUGAU